Molecule: messenger RNA, 1617 nt
Organism: Haemorhous mexicanus (house finch)
Lineage: Eukaryota; Metazoa; Chordata; Aves; Passeriformes; Fringillidae
Gene: CDK10
Product: cyclin dependent kinase 10
Exons: 13
Coding region: 1-1332 (443 amino acids)
Biological process (GO): protein phosphorylation; regulation of mitotic cell cycle
Cellular component (GO): nucleus
Molecular function (GO): ATP binding; cyclin-dependent protein serine/threonine kinase activity
Source: RefSeq, a predicted model, not a curated record
AUGUACGGGGCGGGGCUAGGGGCAGGACCGAGAGGAGGAGGGGCCAAAUGGGGAGGGGCUAUCCGGGGCCAGGGUCGCUAUUGGUCCUUCGCUAACAACGGUUUCCAGGGUCUUAAUGCGUGUGGGCGGGGCCUGUAUGUGGGCGGAGCCCGAUGCAGGAUUCUGCCGCGCGCGCGCAGGGCGGAGCUCGCCGUCGCGGACAUGGCAGCGGCUGAGGCGGGAGCGACCCCGGCGGGACCAGAACCGGCACCGGGACCGGCCGAGCCAGAGCUGGAGCCCCUGCGGCUGCGGCGACUGCGCGGCGACGGCUUCUUCGAGGUCCCGGCGGCCGAUCGGCUGGGACGGUGCCGCAGCGUGAAGGAGUUUGAGAAGCUGAAUCGGAUCGGAGAGGGCACGUACGGCAUCGUGUACCGUGCCCGGGACACGCUGACCAACGAGACAGUGGCACUGAAGAAGGUGCGGAUGGACAACGAGAAAGAUGGAAUGCCCAUCAGCAGCCUGCGGGAGAUCACCCUGCUCCUGCAGCUCCAGCACCCCAACAUUGUGGAGCUGAAGGAUGUGGUUGUGGGAAACCACCUGGAGAGCAUUUUCCUGGUGAUGGGAUACUGCGAGCAGGACCUGGCCAGUCUCCUGGAGAACAUGCAAACGCCCUUUUCAGAGGCUCAGGUGAAGUGCAUCAUCCUGCAGGUGCUCAAGGGCCUGCAGUACCUCCAUGAGAACUACAUCAUCCACAGGGACCUGAAGGUCUCUAACCUGCUGAUGACCGACAAGGGCUGUGUGAAGAUAGCUGAUUUCGGCCUGGCACGCACCUACGGGAUGCCCCCUAAGCCCAUGACCCCCAAAGUGGUGACUCUGUGGUACCGCGCACCGGAGCUGCUGCUGGGCAUGACCACCCAGACCACCAGCAUCGACAUGUGGGCAGCUGGCUGCAUCCUGGCCGAGCUGCUGGCACACAAACCACUGCUCCCAGGCACCUCUGAGAUCCACCAGAUCGACCUCAUCGUGCAGCUCCUGGGGACACCCAAUGAGAACAUCUGGCCGGGGUUCUCCAAGCUGCCGCUGGCCACCCAGUACACCCUGCGCAAACAGCCCUACAACAACCUGAAGCACAGGUUUCCCUGGCUCUCGGAGGCUGGGCUGCGACUGCUCAACUUCCUCUUCAUGUAUGAUCCCAAGAAAAGGGCCACGGCCAAGGACUGCCUGGAGAGUUCCUACUUCAAGGAGAAGCCCUUGCCCUGUGAGCCAGAGCUGAUGCCCACCUUCCCCCACCACCGGAACAAGCGGGCGGCCAGCACGGCCGCGGAGAGCCAGGCCAAGCGCAGCAAGCCCUGAGCUGUGCCCAGGGAACAGGCCUGACGUGUCCUGGCUGAGGAGGAUUCCCUCAGCCCAGCAGUCCCAGUGCCAUGGAGAUGGCUCCUCCAUCCCUCUGCCCAUAAAGGAUGGGGAAGGCUCCAGGCUGCAGCUGGGCAAGUGUGGCCCCAGAGCCAGGAGAGAGGAGAGACGGGGCCCAGGGCUGCCCAGGCUUGGCAGGGUCAGUCCUGUCCCAGGCGGGUCCUGGUUUGUGCUGUCUGUGGGGGGGAGCCCCAACUCUGCCAUCGAUAAAAGCAUCUGGCAGUA